AUGGUGUUCCAAAAAGCCAUUUCUGUCCUGUUGCUGCUUUUCGUUCUACUCCUUGAGCAAGCCUCUUCUGAAUGCAUUUCGGAUUACGAUUGUAGCGCCAUCUAUCAUCCUAAUUCCAAAUGCACCGUGGCGGGAGUCUGCAGCAAUCCAUAUGUCUCGGGAUGUCUGCACAGCUUUGACUCGGACAAACACAAAAUGAGAGUCUGCAAUGCCGAUGAUUUGAGGUUAGGCAACCACGAAACCAAAAAUGGAAUGGAACAAACCUGUCGGAUUGCCGAAUUCCAAUAUCCCGAAAUCCGCGUUCACAAUCAAGAUUGGGAAGUGGCCAUUUUCUUGUCAUGGAUUAUGCAAAUUUACUUGACCGAGUUUCUAGAGGUUCCUGCAUCCGUCGGGUUGGGGGACGAUACAUUCCAGUCCAGCUUUUACAGCACGGACACUGGGUUACCAUUGAGUAGACGCUCGUAUUCCUUUGACGCAUUGGUCAAAGCCAAUGAGCUCGGAGGAGAUUGUUCAUUGACAGAAGAAGAUUGUGUCCAUGUGAUUCCAGAUGUCUGGUUGGGACAAAAGGAUACACUCUUGGGUCAUUUUGAUGAUGGAGACAUUGAUUAUUUGGAUGGCAAUGGACAGGUGGGGAAAAUUUCGUGGUACGUGCCGAAAAAGACGGCCCAAGAACAUCCCUUUACCAUUACCUAUGUGGGAAUGGACGGAAGGAGACAAGAAUUGGCAGACAUCUUCAAGCGACCCACCAGUUGGCAAGAUUAUUGUCACGAGGUUUCGACAAUGAAUUGUUCGCAACCCGAUGGAAUUGCCUCAAGGUAUCCUGUCACCGAUUCCGAAAAGGCUAGUUACUUUGCUCCGAAUGGCAAUUACAUUGGUCACUUUCGGCAUACUCAAGAAUCCAACUGUACCAUUCUGAACGAAUUUGGCAACAGCACUUGUACUGGACACAUAGUCAAUGCUCCUUGUACCUGGAGUACCUUUUUGGACGCCCAAACCUACUGGAAUGACAUUCCCUUGGCAUCCUCUGGAACAGCUACCGUCAACUCGGGCUAUACCUAUAGUCAGAUGCUCCAAGUUUGGGAUGCCGCCAAUGCUACCAACGAGCACGUCAUGAUGUGGUGGUACGAACCAGAUCCACUCCUAGAAGCCUUUCGGGGGACCGACUACGAAUUUACCAAGGUCCAUUUGCCCAGUCCGUCGGUCGAAUGUCGGGAAUCCCGGGUGACUCCGGACGAUCGCUGCAGCGCGGAUACGAUGACACGAAGAGGCUCCAAGGAAGGAUCCUGUGAUAAUAUUGGACACACUACCAAAAAGGCGAUUGCUUCUUCUCUCAGAGACUCGACGCGGGCCACCCCGGAAGUGGACCAAUCUCCUGGAUACUACGCCAUUCGCAAUUUUAACAUUGAUGAUUUGGACCUGGCCGUGGUGUUGCGAGACUAUGUCAAAAAGGGCAAGACGGGGCAAUCCGCUCGAGAAUCCGUCUGCGAGUGGGUCCAAAACAACAUGGACGUCUUGGGCAAGUUCAAACCCGUGGGAUAUCCUCGGACACUCCGCAAUGAAUCCGAGACACAACGAAAUCUCAAAACUGUGGCGCAAGGAGUAGGGAUCUUUGCCGCAAUCUAUGUCUUGAUCUCCUUUUUGGUCACUUACCAUUACCGCAAAGCCCGCAUCAUGGUCUUUGCCCAAGUCCAAUUCGUCUUUAUCAUGCUCUUUGGGCUGCUUCUCGUGGCCUUGAGCUCCAUCAUGCAUGCCGCCCUCACACCCGACAAUACCACUUGCCUUGCGCAAGUUUGGUUUGUCAAUCUGGGGUACACUUGUUUGUUGGGACCCUUGAUCAUCAAGGUUUCGGCGAUUAAUCAAUUGAUGAGAGCUUCUAGAAGAAUGCGACGGGUGCGCAUCAAGCCACGAACCUUGUACUUGCAAGUAGCUGCCUUGGCAUCCUUUGUGACCAUCUUUUUGUUGGUAUGGACCUUUAUGGAUCCUCCCAGACCAGAAAUGUUUCGCAUUUUGGUCGACGAUGGCAGGACCGUUUCGGCUCAAGCUACUUGUUCUUCCGAGGAUACGUUUUGGGUAACGGGCUAUCACUUUUGGGAGGGAUUUUUAAUUCUCUGGGCCUUUGUACUUGCCUUUCAAUCGAGAGGAGUCAAGGCUGAAUUCAACGAAUCACGAGCGGUUGGAACCAUGAUUUACUCCCACUUUGUCUUUGCGGCCCUUCGAGUCAUUGUCUACCUGACAUUUGAUGAAGAACCCAAUACCAAUGCUGUGGCGACUAGUUUGUUGCUCAGUUUGGAUGUUAUUUCCGCCUUGACCAUCUAUCUCCUUCCCAAGUGGGUGAAGGGACACAAGCAGUUACACAAACCUGCUAGUAAUGAGAACACAAGAUUCCAAAUCACAGCCUCAUCUUUCCGAAGAGAGGGAUCCACCACCUCUGUGACUGGCCUCAAUCUCACCAACAAGUCCAACCCCAACUCCAACAAUUCAAGUGUCUCCAAGGCUUUUCUUCCAUCCAAGCAACUGCCUAAGUCGCACUCGACCUUUUCCUACUUUGAUGAUCAACAAAACAAGCGAAAGAGCUUUGAUAGCAUACCCGAAAGUACCGAUGAGGAAAUGUCGGGAUCCUUUGGUACCAGUGACCAAAGUAAAUACAUAAGACGGGUCAGUUUCAAGACCACUUCCGAAAUUGAUACUGUCCGACAACAUUCCAUGGAUCGGCCUCUGAGUGGAAUCGAGGAAUCCUCGCGAUCGGGUCACUUGGACGAAGCAACGAGCAAUGAUGAAUCCUCAUAG
Messenger RNA from Cylindrotheca closterium, 2787 nucleotides. The record is from the annotation of a GenBank genome assembly. Lineage: Eukaryota; Bacillariophyta; Bacillariophyceae; Bacillariales; Bacillariaceae.